GGUCCUGUUGUUGUAGGUGGCUGUGGAGGCGGCGGAGAGGGGCAAUUGGAGUUUCUCACGGCUGGCUGAGGGGGCCUGGGGCCGGUCAUGGCGCUGAGGCCUGGCCCCGGGGGAAGAUGAAUAAGGGCUGGCUGGAGCUGGAGAGCGACCCCGGGCUCUUCACACUCUUAGUAGAAGAUUUUGGUGUUAAGGGGGUGCAAGUUGAGGAAAUCUAUGAUCUGCAGAGCAAAUGCCAAGGGCCAGUCUAUGGGUUCAUCUUCCUUUUCAAGUGGAUUGAAGAGCGCCGGUCUCGACGGAAAGUCUCUACUCUGGUAGAUGAAACGUCAGUGAUUGAUGAUGACAUUGUCAAUAACAUGUUCUUUGCUCAUCAGCUGAUUCCCAAUUCUUGUGCCACACAUGCAUUGUUGAGUGUCCUCCUGAACUGUAGCAGUGUGGAUCUGGGGCCAACUCUGAGCCGAAUGAAGGAAUUCACCAAAGGAUUUAGUCCAGAGAGCAAAGGCUAUGCCAUUGGAAAUGCCCCAGAGCUGGCCAAGGCACAUAACAGCCAUGCUAGGCCAGAGCCCAGGCAUUUGCCAGAAAAACAGAAUGGGAUCAGUGCUGUGCGGACCAUGGAGGCUUUUCACUUUGUCAGCUAUGUUCCCAUCAAGGGGCGGCUCUUUGAGCUGGAUGGCCUGAAGGUUUAUCCCAUCGACCAUGGGCCCUGGGCAGAAGAUGAGGAAUGGACAGACAAAGCCAGGAGAGUUAUCAUGGAGAGGAUUGGACUUGCCACAGCAGGGGAGCCAUAUCAUGACAUCCGCUUUAACUUGAUGGCAGUGGUGCCUGACAGGAGGAUGAAGUAUGAAUCCAAGCUGAACAUACUGAAGAUGAACCGACAAACUGUAUUAGAGGCAUUGCAGCAGCUAAUCAGAGUGACUCAACCAGAGCUGGUCCACACCCAGAAAUCUCAGGAGUCCCAGCCUUCUGAGGAGCCCAAGUCAGCUAACAGUAAGACCUCCACUCCACUGGAAGUGGGGAGAGCGCAGCUGGGUCCAGAGAGCACACAGACAGGGAGUACUGAGGACUCUGGUGGCCACGAUCAGCCUGCCUCAACCCAGAGCCCUCCAAGCAAGUCAAAGCUGGGCAAUAAACCACCUGUGAGCAGUAUAAAUGGGGCGCCAUCAAACCCCAGCCCCAUUGUGCAGAGACUGCCAGCUUUCCUGGAUAACCACAACUAUGCAAAGUCACCCAUGCAGGAGGAAGAGGACCUUGCAGCAGGAGUGGGCCGGAGCAGGGUCCCAGUACGGCAGCCUCAGCAGUACUCUGAUGAUGAGGAUGAUUAUGACGAUGAGGAGGAGGAGGAAGUGUGCAAUGCUAAUCCUGCCAUCAGUUACAAGAGGAAGGGUCCAAUGAAGCAGGAGCACCUGGUGGGAAGCGCUGACGGCCAGCUCUCCAUACUCCAGCCCAACACCAUCAAUGUCCUUGCUGAGAAGCUCAAGGAAACGCAGAAGGACCUCUCCAUGCCUCUGUCUAUCAAGACCAGCAGUGGUGGCACUGCGGUUGCUGUUGUGCCUCAUUCUCAGCCAUCUCCUACGCCCAGCAACGAGAGCACGGACACUGCCUCAGAGAUCGGAAGUGCCUUCAAUUCCCCGCUCCGCUCCCCCAUCCGGUCAGCCAACCCCACUCGUCCCUCCAGCCCCGUCACCUCCCAUAUCUCCAAGGUGUUGUUUGGGGAGGAGGACAGCCUGCUACGCGUGGACUGUAUACGCUACAAUCGGGCUGUGAGGGAUUUGGGGCCUCUCAUCAGCACAGGCUUGCUGCACCUGACAGAGGAUGGCGUUUUCUGCCCACUGACUAUCACAGAUGGUGGGAAAAGCUCCUGCCCUUCUAGCAAAUCAGGCGAAGAGCUUCAGUCUGUUGUAAAACUAGAAGAGAGAGAUGCAAAUGAGCCAAAUGACAGCAAGGACAAGGGUGGAAUUGGCCGGUCUAAUGAUCCCCCUGGUGGGGAAAAAUAUUCUCCUAAAGAACUGCUGGCGCUGCUGAAGUGUGUGGAGGCUGAAAUUGCCAACUAUGAAGCUUGUUUAAAGGAGGAAGUAGAGAAAAGGAAGAAGUUUAAGAUUGAUGACCAGAGAAGAACCCACAAUUAUGAUGAAUUCAUAUGCACCUUUAUCUCCAUGCUGGCACAAGAAGGAAUGUUGGCUAGCCUUGUAGAGCAGAACAUCUCCGUACGUCGACGGCAGGGGGUCAGCAUUGGACGUCUCCACAAGCAGCGGAAGCCGGACCGGCGGAAACGUUCCCGGCCUUAUAAAGCCAAGCGCCAAUAACAUCCACCGUUGGGACAGGGCUGUGUGUGCUCUGCUUGCCACUUCGAUAAUCGGGUGCACGUUUCAGGCGCUUCUCUUAUCAGGGGAAGUGCUUUGCACUGAACUUCUCUGUUCAAAUCAUCAGUGUUAGUGUAAUGUUACACACGAACCCACUUGUGUUCAAAUGGGCUUUAGAUGUUGCCCCACUGGUGGUUCCUACAUGGGCAUUCCUGCAGCAUGAGGACCAGGACCACUUGAGAGACCUAUUGACACGGCACAACUCAGUGUCCUAAAUCCGUCUGCAGUAUAUCUUGCCGUAGCCAAUGGCAUUCUUAGAGGCUCUGUAUCGAGAUUAGAAAGGAACAGCCAGAUCUCUGCUAUCCUUUGAACGAGCAUUGCAGCCAGAAUUGGUAGUGUUGGGUUCAGUAGGAAUUGGCUGCGUAUUGUCCCUUUCCAGUACUUUUGGCUUUGUACACUCCAGGGAGGCUCAUAUCUAUUUUCUGUAUUAAAAUGUGUAUUUUAUUUUCCUGA
This is a messenger RNA of Elgaria multicarinata webbii, 2810 nucleotides long. RefSeq names its product BRCA1 associated protein 1 (gene BAP1). Gene Ontology annotation, molecular function: cysteine-type deubiquitinase activity. The record is from RefSeq and is a predicted model, not a curated record. NCBI's taxonomy places the organism in Eukaryota, Metazoa, Chordata, Lepidosauria, Squamata, Anguidae. Bases 117 to 2300 code for a protein of 727 amino acids. The transcript is spliced from 17 exons. Gene Ontology annotation, cellular component: cytoplasm. Gene Ontology annotation, biological process: protein deubiquitination; ubiquitin-dependent protein catabolic process.